AUGGAUGGCAAGUCGAAGAGGACGUCUGCACCGGCGCCUAUGGAGAUUCCACCGCAGCAGCCUCUUCCCAUCCCGCCACAUGGACUCGGCACCUGGUUUCCAACACCACCUACGCAGUCCUCAACGUCCUCUGCACCAUGGUGGCAUGCCGGACAUCAGCAACUAGGCUUGGCGGGUUCCAUGCCUCAAGGCUCGUCGUGGAUGCUGCCUCCCUCCAUAUCUUCUCAGCAUGUGGCUGAGAACGAUGAUGAAUCUGAAGUGCAGGCAUGGGGACCAAAUCUUUACCCUCUUGGUGGUUUCAUGAGUUUUAUGAAUAGCACAAAAAGCCCUAGAGGCUUAGUGAGCAAUGGGAGUAAAUCGCAAGCAAUCAAUCUUAUUGAUGAUGAAGAUGAUGGCAAGUGUGUUCAAAUGAUCCUAUCCAAAUUCAACUACGGGAAAAAUGAUCAAUAUUGGAAAAGUGUUGCUGAUAUCUACAAUAGCACCACCCCAAAAGACCGAGCAAGGCAAGUCAAGCAAAUUAAAGAUCACUUUCUAAGAAUUAAGAAAAUGGUUCAAUGGUUUUGUGGUAGCUGGAAAGAGGCCAACACUCUAUGGGCUAGUGGUGAAUCGGAUGCAGAUAUUGAGGCUAAGGUAAUGAAAUCUUAUGAAGAAGAGCACAAAAAAGAUGGCCCAUUUACGUUUAAGCAUUGCUGGGAGGUUCUUCGAAAGGAACCAAAAUGGGAAGCCUAUUUGGAACGCCUAGAAGACCUCGAGCCGGACAAAAGAAAGUUCUGUGAAGAGGAUGAUGUGGGGAAAUGUUUCUCUCUAGAUGAUGAUGCUGAUGAGCGGCCAAUGGGAAGCAAGCAAGCUAAGGAGCAGCGCAAGAAGAAGAAAAAGGGCCAGCCAUGUAUAAUAGAUCUUGAAGAUGAGCUUAACAACUUUUUGGAUGCUCAGAAAACAGCAAAUGAAGGGCACAAAGAGAUGUUAGAGACGCAAAGGCGUGUGUCUAGUGAGAAUCUUGAAGCUCGGAAGCUUGCGCACCUUGCAGCAAAAGAGCACAAGGAGUCAGUCAUUCUAGAAACAUAUCGAGCGCUAUUGAUGAAAGAGACAACAAGUAUGCCUGAAGAUGUGAGAUCUGAGCAUGUGUUGGCACCGAAGUGUUUGAGGGAGAAGCUAUUUAACAAAAAUGACUAA
Miscanthus lutarioriparius is the source of this 1173-nucleotide messenger RNA. Lineage: Eukaryota; Viridiplantae; Streptophyta; Magnoliopsida; Poales; Poaceae. The record is from the annotation of a GenBank genome assembly.